AUAAUAAAAUAAAAAAAAAAUAGGAAUAAAUUUGAGGAAUAGAGAAUGGGAGGGAAGGACCUUAUCCACUGCGGGAAGAAGAGUGUUUGCCUAGGGAUUGAUUUGAGUCGGAAGGACCCCGCUUAACAGCAUCACCCUUCACUUCUAGAUGUCUGCCACGUGUUAUGAUGGCCGACAGUUUAAACAUCACCUUCCAUUCAGGUAAUUUUUAACGUACGUACUUCCUUUUUUUCCCCCUCAAAUGGUAAUUACACUCAGACCCAUGCAUGCAAUACAUUUUUCUCUUCUUCUUUUUUUUUAUCAUGCACCAAAACGACGUCGGUUAUGCGACUAAUGCAAUUUCAUUUCAUCCCCUACUACUCGAUUUCAUUCUUCAGCAUCUUUGGCACGUGCCUCCUUUGUUUUUUUACCCGUCACUACAUUAAUCCAAAGUCAAACACACGGCAUUUUCUUUGAAUCCCAACGGACCUUAAAACAACUUACUUCAUCCCCAUUCUUUCCAUUUAAUUAAUCUCUCAUUUUUCCCACUUUUUUACCUUCUUUUUUCCCCCUUCCUUUUUCCUGUGGGUAUAUACAUUUUGAUUUAUCUCUAUCCAUUUUAGCUGUCUUCCUGUCUCCUUUGGAUGCAAAUUAAAAAAUUAAAAAAAAGGGGAAAAAAAAAAAGGAAAGAAAAAAAGUUAUCUCUAUCUUUCUCUCUCAUCUUACAUAGCCAUAACUCCUUCACACUUCACUCUCGGCCACUCUCUCAUUUUCCUCUCUCUCACUUUUUUCUCCUUCUCAAUCGCUACUUUCCUCACUAUUUCCCAUUCACAAACCCUCAAUUUUUGCCCACACACAUUAACUCUAAUGGAAGGACCCGAAUAUUUCCAGCCCGGUUUUUGCUCUCAAUUCCCUACCGAAAACCGCCAGUCCUCAGACGCAAAUAAAACCACCGUCGUCCCAUCCUCCGCCGCUGCUGCUACUGCCGACCAUUUCAUCGUCGAGGAUCUUUUAGACUUCUCUAAUGACGACGACGUUGUCUUCACCGACGGAACUUUCGACAACCAAACCCCUACCUCUACCGAUUCCUCCACUCUUACUUUACUCGAUUCAUGCAAUUCCUACCCCAAUUUCGAACAACACAACAAUGGCCACAACUAUAAUUUCGCAGACGCCAAUUUCUCCACCGACCUCGGUGUGCCGUACGAUGACUUGGCUGAGCUCGAAUGGCUUUCCAAUUUCGUGGAAGAUUCUUUCUCAGCUGACGACUUGGAGAAGCUGAGUUUGAUAUCCGGGAUGAAUUCCCGGACCGACCAUGAGGAUGACGCCUCAAAAACUCGAGAAUUCCAGACCGGAUUGAACCGGAACCACUCACCCGGACUCUCCGUACCGGCUAAAGCCGCUCGUAGCAAGCGGUCUCGGGCGGCGCCCUGCAUAUGGAACUCCAGAUUAUCCGUACUCUCCCCCACAAAUUCCUCCUCAGAAACCGACGUUGUCGUCACGCUCACGCCACAUCCAAACACCGCUAAGAAAACCGCCAAGAAGAAAGAAACCCCGGAUGACACGUCGUCCGCCGGCAAUGGGGAAGGCCGUAAAUGCCUCCAUUGCGCCACCGACAAAACGCCGCAGUGGCGAACGGGCCCAAUGGGCCCAAAGACGUUGUGUAAUGCUUGUGGGGUUCGGUACAAGUCUGGCCGCCUGGUACCGGAAUACCGACCAGCGGCGAGCCCCACGUUCGUACUGACGAAACACUCGAAUUCUCACCGGAAAGUUAUGGAACUCCGGCGGCAAAAAGAGAUGAUGAGAGCACAGCAACAACAACAGUAUCUUCAUCAUGAGAGUAUGGGGUUUGAUCAUGUAUCCAACGACGACGAUUAUUUGAUCCAUCAACACAUAGGGCCCCUCUACCAAUAGCUCCCUCCAUCAAAAAUCCAACGCCAUCCGUUGAUUUCCUUCAAGUUUCCUGACAAUUAGAGAAAAAAAGAGAGAAAAUGUUUUUGAAUUUAGUGGGCUAAUUAUAUUUCAAAAUCUGAUUUAGAGUCACUUUACUUGAGUUAAUUUUUAGAUUCAAUUUCUAACAAUCAACUUAAAUUUUGAAUUUAGCAUACUGAUAAUCACUUUUCUUAAA
Messenger RNA from Benincasa hispida (wax gourd), 2107 nucleotides. Its product is annotated as GATA transcription factor 9-like. Gene Ontology annotation, molecular function: sequence-specific DNA binding; zinc ion binding. Gene Ontology annotation, biological process: cell differentiation; positive regulation of DNA-templated transcription. Gene Ontology annotation, cellular component: nucleus. The record is from RefSeq and is a predicted model, not a curated record. Lineage: Eukaryota; Viridiplantae; Streptophyta; Magnoliopsida; Cucurbitales; Cucurbitaceae.